UCUUAGCAGGAGCUUCUGUCAGUCCCAAAGGCGUGUUUGUUUCUCGGAGCCAUAGGACCUUCGCUGUUGUCGUUAGGCUAAUAUCUGCUAAGAUGACAGAGCUGAGGCACCGUGGAGCCAGAGACUCCGACCCAACGUUACAACAGCAGCCGUCAGAGGACAAGGGCUCCGACAGUGAGCUGAAGGUGGAGAAAGACGGCGAUUCCAAGGUGGACUCAGGGGUCCCAGAGGUGCCAGUCCCUCCUGACGACACCCCCGAAGUACUAAACAAGGCCCUGUCUGGACUCUCCUCAAGAUGGAAGAACUGGUGGGUACGAGGGAUCCUCACACUAGCGAUGAUCUCCUUCUUCUUCUUCAUCAUCUACCUGGGCCCAAUGGUGCUUAUGAUGAUUGUCCUCUGUGUCCAGAUCAAAUGCUUCCAAGAAAUCAUCACCAUCGGCUACAGCGUUUACCACUCUUACCACCUGCCCUGGUUCAGGACGUUGAGCUGGUACUUCCUGCUGUGCGUGAACUACUUCUUCUAUGGCGAGACCGUGACUGAUUACUUUUUCACACUGGUGCAGAGGGAGGAGCCACUUCGCAUCCUGAGCAAAUACCACCGCUUUAUCUCCUUUGCCCUCUACCUCACAGGUUUCUGCAUGUUUGUGCUGAGUUUGGUGAAGAAGCACUAUCGCCUGCAGUUCUACAUGUUUGGUUGGACUCAUGUGACUCUGCUGAUUGUGGUGACUCAGUCUCACCUCAUUAUUCACAACCUGUUUGAGGGCAUGAUCUGGUUCAUCGUGCCAAUUUCCUGUGUGAUCUGUAAUGACAUUAUGGCCUACAUGUUUGGUUUCUUCUUCGGCCGCACCCCUCUCAUUAAGCUGUCACCUAAAAAGACAUGGGAGGGAUUCAUCGGUGGAUUAUUCGCCACCAUCGUGUUUGGCAUCAUGCUCUCCUACGUGAUGGCAGGCUGGCGCUACUUCGUCUGUCCAGUGGAGUUCAACAAUGACUCCAACAGCUUCCAGGUGGACUGUGAGCCGUCAGAGCUUUUCCAGCUCCAGGACUACGCCCUGCCCAGCAUCCUGGAGUCUGUCACUGGAUGGACCACAGUGCGGCUCUAUCCAUUCCAGAUCCACAGCAUCGCUCUGUCCUCAUUUGCCUCCAUCGUGGGACCCUUCGGUGGCUUCUUUGCCAGUGGCUUCAAGAGGGCCUUCAAGAUCAAGGAUUUUGCCAACACUAUCCCAGGUCACGGUGGCAUCAUGGAUAGAUUCGACUGCCAGUACCUCAUGGCCACAUUUGUUAAUGUGUACAUAGCAAGCUUCAUCAGGGGCCCCAACCCGAGCAAGGUGAUCCAGCAGCUCCUGGCCCUCCGUGCCGACCAGCAGCUCCACAUCUUCAACUCCUUGAAGGCUCACCUGAUAGAGAAGGGCCUCCUGCCUGCACUGGAGGAGGCCGCCGCCUAGAGCCAGCCGGAGCCACACCGGCUAGCCCUGAACGGGGCUGGAAGACCGGAGAGGAGGGAACCACCCGAGGGGAGGCUCUGUGCAGCCCCCGGAGCUCUGGGAGACUUGCAGUGCUUUGUGUGAGCGAGAACACAUCCAAGAAGAAAAAAAAAAGGAAAAAAAAAAAGAGAAAACAACAAAAAACUACAGCCUUGGGUCAUUCCAUGUCAUUUGGGUAUGAGAGUCGUGUGUUUGUUCAUACAGUUGUGUGAAUCAUGUUUCUUACACCAGUGUUUUCAGGUUGAGUUAGUGAAUUACUGUUACACAUUUCCAUAAUAGCCGGCUUGUAUCUAUUCACACUGUUGAACAAAAUGUUGCUCAGCUGUACAUUACUACCUGUAUAUAUGCAGGAUAUCCUCUAUAUACCUAAUAAUGUGUGUUAAUAUUUUAUUGUACUUUUCUUUUUUUUUUUUGUUGUUGGUUUGUUUAUUUUUUGUUUUGUUUUAAUGCACUGCUCCCAACACCGUUACUCACUGUACUGUUACCCCUGCUGCAACCCCCCUCCCCCUCCCCCUCCUUUUUAAGUUUUAAUUUCCUUUGUUGUGAUUGUUUCUAUUUAUACAUAGAUGGUUUUUAUAUUUGGUAUGUUCUAUUAUCUUAAUGUCUGUGUCUGAUGUAUUCAGACAGAGUUUGUCUUUGCCAUCUGCCAUAUGCAUUAAUAUGUGUGUGUGUGUGCGUGUGUGUGUGACUCCUUCCACUGCCAUUCAUCACUUCAAGGCCUCUCAUACUUUGCCAAAUCACAGACAGUAUAUUUUCAUGCAGGAACAUAAGAUGGAUGAUUUAAGUUACCCCAAAGUAUUUGACAGAAUCAGUGCGAUGUUGAAAUUCACAAUCCGGUCUGUUUUUGAUGAGUUUGGUGCGUGAAGAAGCGGUUUAGCAAAACUGUGUCAUAUUAUGAGUCAGAGGAGAUAUCUGAAAACCAGUGUGAUGGACACCAGCACUCCUUUCAGCGUAAUACACACUCAGCUGGUAGCUAUUUUACGGGAAAGCAAGUGGCGCACUCACAGAAAAAACACAAUCCUGUUUUUGUUUUUUUUUUGUUUCAUUCUGUAUUUUUAUCUUUAACAAGUCAGGAGCUAUAAGGUUUUACACGUGGUGAGGUUGUUGCAUUUGAGCAUUAGAGCAUUUGUUACACUGUUGUGAUGGGAUGUAACGGUACUGGUAAGGCAUGUUUCGAUGAAGGUCUCUACACUGCCGUCGUCUGCCUCUGUCUGUUGAAACCUCGCCUCGAUCACAGCGACAGAGCAGAAUUUAUGACUUUCACGGGUAAACUUGACCUAUUUAAGUGUCAUGCAUCUUAUGCCAAGUUGUAGUUUGCCAAUACAAUCAGCCACUGUAUACGCAGCAGUCAGUGGUCAUUCCUUAGUGUUUUUACAGUAUGGAGUUCUGUUAUAUACUGUAUACAUGCCACUGGCCAAUGUGUUUUAUUUGGUGGUAAAAAAUAUAAAAGCUUCUUUCCUGUUGGGUUCAAUUCUGCUGUUUUAAGUUUUCUGAAUUAAUUUCACCUACAGUCUGCAGAUGUAGUAUAUUUAAAACUGUCAGUACACGCUUCUGGUUAUUUUUCAUUGGGUUGAGGAGUUUAAAUAGUUUUACAAAUGAGAAUCUGAGCCACUGACUCCAUUUAAAGUCACCCUCCACUCAGAAAUGUGUUUUUCUUCUUGUUCCUACAGUUGGAUUUGUGAACUCCACUGUGCAGAAUGACGCAUGUGUAGAGUUUGACACUAGGAGACUGCUUUUACUCUCAUCUGCUCAAAUUAGAGAGUUUCUGUGUUCACUCAACAUUUGAUCAGACUCAAGUUAUUAUUCAAAGAAGAGUGUUUUCUAUACGUCUUAACACGUGUCUGGAGGGGAUUUUUAACCUCAGGUGAAGCUAUUGACAGUUUAUAGUUUACAACAGGUGGACCAUAAAGUCACAUGCAUUUUAAAGGUGCACUCCAGCUAUUUAGUUGCAUAAAGUUGGCAAAGUGGCAGGCUGAGAUGUCCUUUCGUUUUAGUCUUAGUAUAGCUCAAACUCCAAAAACGCUGCAUCUUACAUUUCCCAUAAUGGA
This is a messenger RNA of Scomber japonicus (chub mackerel), 3529 nucleotides long. It is a transcript of the gene cds2, whose product is annotated as CDP-diacylglycerol synthase (phosphatidate cytidylyltransferase) 2. NCBI's taxonomy places the organism in Eukaryota, Metazoa, Chordata, Actinopteri, Scombriformes, Scombridae. The coding region runs from base 93 to 1442 and encodes 449 amino acids. Gene Ontology annotation, cellular component: endoplasmic reticulum membrane. The transcript is spliced from 13 exons. The record is from RefSeq and is a predicted model, not a curated record. Gene Ontology annotation, molecular function: phosphatidate cytidylyltransferase activity.